GGGCGCGCGGCGCUUCCCCGUAGUCGCCGGGCAGCUGGACCCGGGCGCGGAGGGCAGCGCACCGGCCUGGGUGCCCGGCCUGCGGGCGGCACUGCGCCCUCCCUGCUCCCCGGCCCGGUCCCGGGGAUCCAGUGGUGCCCACGCCGCCCCUCACCCACGCCGCCUUUCCCCGGUGUCCGCGGCCCGAUGCUGCGGGCGCCGCGGGAGAGGCACAGCCGGCGCGGAGCCAGCGGCGGCGGCCGAGUGAGCGCGGCGGGACCCGGGCCGCGGAGCCCCGUGCGGUGUUGCGGUCUUCGCGCCUGGGACUCGGCGGGACUCACACGUGAAGGAGCAGCGCGGCCUUUGUCUUGGAAAAUUGCUGGUGGUACGGCGAUUGGGCAGACAGCUGCCUGAAGCUCCAGCAGCCUUCCCGCAUUCUCGGCCGUAAGGACCAGAGGACCUGUGGGAAACGGAUUCCUUAAGAGUGCAGGAGAGCCAGCCAUGAGAGGCUACCUCGUGGCUAUAUUCCUGAGUGCUGUCUUCCUCUACUACGUGCUGCAUUGUAUAUUAUGGGGAACAAAUGUCUAUUGCCUUUCCCCAGACUCCACAAGUCCGCACCUCCACCUGAACCACAGCCACGGGGUGCCACCUGUGGAAAUGAAACGAAGAAAUAAGAUCCAGCAGUGUUCAUCAAAGCCAGCAUUUGCCUCUCUCCUGAGGUUCCAACAGUUUCACCCUUUUCUCUGUGCAGCCGAUUUUAGAAAGCUCGCUUCCUUAUAUGGUAGCGAUAAGUUUGAUUUGCCCUACGGGACGAGGACAUCAGCGGAAUAUUUUCGACUUGCUCUUUCAAAACUGCAGAGCUGUGACCUCUUUGAUGAGUUUGACAACAGUGUGCCGUGUAAAAGGUGUGUGGUGGUUGGUAAUGGAGGAGUUUUGAAGAACAAGACGUUAGGAGAAAGAAUUGACUCCUAUGAUGUAAUAAUAAGGAUGAAUAAUGGUCCCGUUUUAGGACACGAAGAGGAAGUUGGGAGAAGGACAACCUUCCGACUUUUUUAUCCAGAAUCUGUUUUUUCAGAUCCCAAACACAAUGAUCCUAACACCACAGCGAUUCUCAUAGCUUUUAAGCCGCACGAUUUAAAGUGGUUGUGGGAAUUGUUGACGGGUGGCAACAUAAACACUAAUGGUUUUUGGAAAAAACCAGCCUUAAACCUGAUCUAUAAACCAUAUCAAAUCAGAAUCUUAGAUCCUUUCAUUAUCAGAACAGCAGCUUAUGAACUGCUUAAUUUCCCAAAAGUGUUUCCCAAAAAUCAGAAACCCAAACACCCGACGACAGGAAUUAUUGCCAUCACCUUGGCCUUCCACAUAUGUCACGAAGUCCAUCUCGCUGGCUUCAGAUACAACUUUUCUGACCUCAAGAGUCCUUUGCACUACUAUGGGAACGCCACCAUGUCCUUGAUGAGCAAGAAUGCAUAUCACAACGUGACUGCAGAGCAGCUCUUUUUGAAGGACAUUAUAGAAAAGAACUUUGUAAUCAAUUUGACUCAAGAUUGACCCUACGGACAGAGAAGAUAAUGCUGACAGUAUUAGUUUUAUUUUUAUACUGGCAAUUUAUAGUUUAUUUUAAAAAAAAGUUGGGUGUACUUGUCAAGAAAUUAUGUAUAUUAAGUCUGUUGCUGCCUGGUGAUUUCAUAAUCACCAGCUUAAUUUCUGUAAAUAUAAUUUAUGAAAACCAAGAUAUACUGAGUUAACAUGUCAGGGUAAAGUUGUAAUUGCAUUGUGUUUUUAAAAAUAUUUUCCGUUUUUUCAUUUUAAACUUUUGAAAGGAUGUGACUUCCUAAUAAGGGGAUUUAAGUUGACUGCAACAAAUCUGAAUAUAAGAUGACAUAUUUGGCUACUAUAAAAUGGUGGGGAAUUGGCACGUGGUUGUGACUUGAUUUGGCAAAUUGGAAGCACGCCAGGUCUAUAAUCGGCUGACUUGUUUAGUGUCUUUAAGGAAUCUGAUUGGAAGUUUAAACCAGCUCUGAAUACCGCAGUGUGGACGGUUAUAGAAAUCUAAGGUCAUACUGGCAUAAUUAGGCUCCCCCUUUGCAAUUAACUAAACCACGAUUAUGAUGAGUAAUUAGGUAGAAUGAAGAUAGUAUUUUUUGUUUUUAAGUUUAUCUAGAUGAGUAAAUAACCAAAGAGUAUAAUUACUAAAGUCUGAUGACUGCAUUAUGUUGAAGAAAUUUUUAAAAAGUUCAUACAAAGAAAGCUGAGUAAGAAAUGCUCAAGGAGAAAAUUCUUAUAGUUUAUGUUUUGUCUGGUUUAAUUCAUUAACUUUUAAAACUACUAUUUGAAGUAAAUUAAGAAAGAUGAAAAAUUUAUUACACAAGUAAAUAAAUCCUUACUAGUGUCAAGGUGUUCUUGGAUUUAGAUGGUAUGUUCAUCUCUCCUCUUACAUGGAAAGCUCACCUCACAAUCUAGGGUACGCCAGUGAAGAAUCCUAUGAUGCAAACAAACUCGUUCCUACAACUGUG
This is a messenger RNA of Pipistrellus kuhlii (Kuhl's pipistrelle), 2495 nucleotides long. RefSeq names its product ST3 beta-galactoside alpha-2,3-sialyltransferase 6 (gene ST3GAL6). The transcript has 13 exons. Lineage: Eukaryota; Metazoa; Chordata; Mammalia; Chiroptera; Vespertilionidae. Gene Ontology annotation, biological process: glycolipid biosynthetic process. The coding region runs from base 481 to 1530 and encodes 349 amino acids. The record is from RefSeq and is a predicted model, not a curated record. Gene Ontology annotation, molecular function: beta-galactoside alpha-2,3-sialyltransferase activity.